AUGACCCGCUUGGAGCUUGAAUGGCAGGUCACUACCGGCUCCAUCAUCGGCUCUAAUCUUGGCGCUACCUCCUCGGCCACGGCGCUCGUCGCUAAAACUCAUGGCCAUAGCGGGAAACCUCGCAAGACCUGUUCGAACUGCAGCCUGACUGGCCACGAUGUCCUUGCGGCCAAGCGUGCUCGUCGUGACAAAGACCGUGGCAAGGCGCCCGCAGGCUCGAAGGUUCUUCGUGAUGCUGCUGGUCACGCAUUCAUGGUGUCCGAUGCCGGUGAGAUCCAUUAUGUCGAUACCUCCAUUACUGCUGCCUCUACUGCCACGCCUACUACUGAGUUUGCUGGCCUUGCUGUUGAUACUCCUGCUCCUGACGACCUUUGGGCUUCUGCGCCGCUCUCUCCGGCGGACGCGUUCGAAUACAGUGCGCUCACUGGCUCUCUCGUCGACGAAGAUACCGCGUCCAUCGACUGGGCUGCGGAUCCCGCCGCGUUCUCGGCCUCUUCCAAUCCUGCCGCUGCUCUUGGCGCCGCUCCCUUCUUCUUCGACUCUGGCGCCUCCGCCCACCUUUCCCCGUGCAAGGAGGACUUCUCUGAUCUUGUGCCCAUCGCUCCUCGUGGCAUUCGCGGGGUCAACGGCUCCGUCAUCUACGCACGUGGUGUUGGACGGCUUCGCGACGGUUGGGACUGGUUUACGCGGACUUAA
This is a messenger RNA of Postia placenta MAD-698-R-SB12, 696 nucleotides long. RefSeq lists its product as hypothetical. The coding region runs from base 1 to 696 and encodes 231 amino acids. The record is from RefSeq and is a predicted model, not a curated record. Lineage: Eukaryota; Fungi; Basidiomycota; Agaricomycetes; Polyporales; Adustoporiaceae. The transcript is spliced from 3 exons.